Messenger RNA from Centruroides sculpturatus (bark scorpion), 1945 nucleotides. RefSeq names its product major facilitator superfamily domain-containing protein 6-like. The transcript is spliced from 6 exons. Gene Ontology annotation, cellular component: membrane. NCBI's taxonomy places the organism in Eukaryota, Metazoa, Arthropoda, Arachnida, Scorpiones, Buthidae. The record is from RefSeq and is a predicted model, not a curated record. Bases 226 to 1875 code for a protein of 549 amino acids.
ACGUACAAUCUUUCGAAAAUGGCCAUUGGCAUGAGAAAUUAGCCACGUAUUUUAAGUCCAUACACUUAUAAUAAAGCGUAGGUGAAGAGCUAUAAGAUAAACAUUUAAACGACUGUUUAAAAGUUAACAGAUAUCAAGUAGAUAUCUCUCUUCGUUUCUGGCAUCGUCAUUAAACAACAUUCGGAAAUACCAAGAGUAUUUUAGAAUCGUUUUAAUUAUUGUUUGAUGCGUACUUAUCACAAAAAUUUAAUCGACAUGGUGAUAUCUAGAAGCAGAAAAUGUUCUAUCGACAAGAAAAUGCUACCGAUGAAACUUCAUUACCUUUUCUAUUCACUUGCUGCGGCAUCAGCUUUGAAUUACUUCCCACUAAUAGCUAAAAACAUCGGAGUUAGUGCUACAGGAUUGGGUAUUACUUACCUGACGGUCCCAUUUCUUGCAGUUUUUAUGAAUCCAAUAUUCGGAUACGUUACCGAUAAAUUCAAGAAAAUAAAAUUCAUUAUCAUCCUCCUGAUUGUUUUAAUUACGCCUGUUUACUUUUCAAUCAAUUUUAUUCCUGAAAUCAUAAAAGAAAAUCACAUCAUUUCUGAUGUAAAAUUGUACUGUGAUGACAGCAAUACGUCAAUUUUCAUUAAGUCUCCUCAUUUUUUAAUGAGAAGUCCGAAUAACGAAAGUAUUGAGUGCCAAGUAGAGUGUUUGACUUGCUACAACGAUGAUAUUUCAUGUCGAAAUGUAUAUUAUUUGAUCAGCGAGCGAUUGCUUAAUCGUUCUGAAACCUUAGAAGUGAAGAACAUGACCUUCCAGAAUAAUAAUCUUGAAUCUUCUUUCUGUUUUCUCGAAUUAUCUGAUAAUUGCACAGCUUCGUGCUUCACGGAAGACCAUGAAUAUAAUUCAUUUCACUACUAUCAAUUUUGGUUAUUUGUCGUUUUAACGUCAUUGUCGUUUAUUGUAACCAAUGCUGUCAUAGCCUUAUCGGAUGCCGCUUGCUUCGAAUCACUGGAAGGAAGAGUUAAUCAAUUUGGAAAACAAAGAUAUUUAUUAUCUCUUGGAUGGGGAAUAUCAUCUAUUGGUACUGGAUACAUUGUCGAAUUAGCAAAUGCCAAUAACGCAGGGAAAACUAAUUUUUCUAUAAGUUACUACAUAAUGUUGCCUUUAAUUAUCUUCGAUAUAAUAACGCUGGCGUUUACAGAUAUGCGAAAAGAAAAAUCGUCAAACAAUAUAUUAAAAGAUGUCAGAAAAAUAUUUGUGAAGGGCCAUCCUUUCUUCCUUGUAUUUGCUUCAUUUCUUGCAGGUGCAUUUUCUGGUGUAAAAUGGAAUUAUGGCUAUUGGUAUUUGGAAGAUUUGGGAGGAAGUAAACUAUUAAUGGGAAUACAUAAUGCAAUGGUUUGCAUUUGGGCCGAAGUACCUUUUAUGUUUAUUUCUGGUUGGAUUAUAAAAAGAAUUGGAACGGACAAUAGCGUGUGUUUGGCUUUCAUCACCUUGACCAUUUGGUUUUUUGCUGCUUCAUUUAUUAGUAAUCCUUGGUUGAUUUUGUUACCCGAUUUAGUUCAAGGACCCUCUUACGGUCUUUUUUAUGCAGCCAUGACGUCGUAUGGGAAACUUAUAGCACCACCUGGAACGGAAGCGACUAUGCAAGCUAUUCUAGGAGCAACAUUUUGUGGUCUAGGUAUAGGUGCAGGAUGUCUGUUGGGAGGUAUUGGUUUCGACAAUUAUGGUAAUCAGUUGACUUUUCGUUUUGUGGGAUGUUUCUCUAUAGGAUCAGCCAUAAUAUACAAAUGCAUCACGACAUUUAUAGCGGGAGAAAGAUCUGUAAUAAAAGAUAAGAAGAGAGAAAACGAGGAAAAAGUUGAACAGGAGAAAUGUUAUCCAUGUGGCUGAAUAAGGAAUUCGUUUCCGUUUACUUGACUUAUUUAAAUAUGAAAAUAUGUAUUCGAAAAUUAUACCGAAG